This is a messenger RNA of Cyprinodon variegatus (sheepshead minnow), 2041 nucleotides long. It is a transcript of the gene surf4, whose product is annotated as surfeit 4. The record is from RefSeq and is a predicted model, not a curated record. Bases 192 to 1001 code for a protein of 269 amino acids. The transcript has 6 exons. Gene Ontology annotation, biological process: Golgi organization. Gene Ontology annotation, cellular component: membrane; endoplasmic reticulum; endoplasmic reticulum-Golgi intermediate compartment. Lineage: Eukaryota; Metazoa; Chordata; Actinopteri; Cyprinodontiformes; Cyprinodontidae.
GGGCUCUUCGUCAAAGCGCGGCGCAUUGUGGGGCGGAGGCGGCCUUUCCCUGCGUCCGUCCGCGGCUAUCGACAAAUCUGCAACUAAAUAACGGAGGGGAGGACACGCAGGCUGCCAAAAGGACUCCAGAACACCUUUCAUUGUGUCAUACGGUUGUUUUUAAUAAAACACAACUGUAAUAUUGGAGGAAAAUGGGGCAAGAAGAUCUUAUGAACAAAGCCGAAGACGUGGCAGACCAGUUUCUGCGGGUGACCAAACAGUACCUGCCUCAUCUGGCACGUCUGUGUCUCAUCAGUACCUUCCUCGAAGACGGGAUCCGCAUGUGGUUCCAGUGGAAUGAGCAGAGAGACUACAUCGAGGCCACGUGGAACUGUGGCUAUUUCUUGGCCACCUGCUUUGUGCUGCUUAACCUCCUCGGACAGCUUGGUGGCUGUGUCCUUAUUCUCAGUAGAAAUUUUGUACAGUAUGCCUGCUUUGGAUUAUUUGGCAUCAUAGCAUUACAGACUGUUGCGUACAGCAUUUUAUGGGACCUGAAGUUUUUGAUGAGAAACCUGGCCCUAGGAGGAGGUCUGCUCCUGCUGCUGGCAGAGUCGCGUUCGGAGGGAAAGAGCAUGUUUGCUGGCGUCCCUUCGAUGGGAGAGAGUUCGCCCAAGCAGUACAUGCAGCUUGGUGGCCGAGUGCUGCUAGUGCUCAUGUUUAUGACUCUGCUUCACUUUGAUUCCAGCUUCUUCUCUAUCCUACAGAACAUGGUGGGGACUGCUUUAAUCAUCCUGGUCGCCAUUGGCUUCAAAACCAAACUGGCAGCACUGACCCUUGUUGUGUGGCUCUUUGCCAUCAACGUCUACUUCAAUGCUUUCUGGACCAUCCCUGCCUACAAGCCCAUGCACGACUUCCUCAAGUAUGACUUCUUCCAGACCACCUCUGUCAUCGGUGGACUGCUGCUCGUGGUAGCACUGGGCCCUGGUGGAGUAUCCAUGGACGAAAAGAAGAAGGAGUGGUAGGCAGAGCUAGAGAACCAUGCAGCACAUCUGACGCCCCUCACCACCAUGGGACACAGAGACCCUCCCUCUGGCUGUUCUGCCCACAGGAUACACAGCUUGUUGUGGGGGAAACACCCCAACAAUCAGUGGACACGUUUUUCUCUUUUUUCUUUUGUUUUUGUUUUAUUUUGGUCCCAACUGCUAAUAUUUUUUAGUUAUUAAAUUGCUUUUUUUUUUCUUUUUCAAAACCUCAGCCUUCAAUGUCUUUAAAAUAAAAAUGCCCCUUUAUUUUAAAGUGCAGAAAGUUAAAUAAAAAAAAAAUGGUUAAAUGUCUGUUCUAUGUUUACAGGAAUAAAAACAAUUCAUUGUGUUUUGCAGGUGUUAUGUCAUAAAUGAUCUUAAAGAGACGUUGAUAUUUUCUGAAUCCAGCGGGCAGAUUUGAUGAGGUCCUGCGAUUCAGCUGCCCCAUCAAUGCCAAUUUCUGUUUGUUUUGAUAUUUAACUAUUGCAGUUUGGAGUGUGAGAGAUGUACCACUAAGGCCUGGAUCUCUGUCUCAUCUCCAUCCUAUAUUUUCCAGCACUAGAGUCUUUUUCAUUUGUACACGUUCAGUCUUGUCUGACUGCCAGCUGUUGUCUGUGUGGAGACGGUCAAGUGUUUGUUAUAUGCUAAGUGGGGGCGUUCUAGACAUCAUUUGAUGAAAAACCUCAGCAGUUAUCAACUCCAGGACUUUGGGGGCCCUUUGUACCAUACAUUUUUGACAACAGCCUAACUAGUGAACCUUGUGUGAUUUCUAAGGUCAAUGAAAAGUGGGGACAGGGGGGCUAGACGCUUCUGAAAUAUAUUUGAAGAUGUAGAGAAGCAAAGAAGACUGAGCACAGUCACAAGCCACGCAGACUCUGCCUUUGCUCAGUGUUUCUUAGCCUGUGUGAGAAAUUUUUAAAAAGUAUUCAGUGUAUUGAUUUUUCAGAAGUUUAUAUUGUAUUUUUCACCAUGUUUUUUUUUUUCUUUGACUUUGAAAGUUCAUGGCGAAAAAAUAAAUAUUCAGAAAUACGGAGUCCCAA